AUGGACGGCGAGAGCGAGGUGGAGUUUUCCAGCAACGGCUUGACCCCUUUGUGGCGGAGGCGCUCGACCCCUCCGCCCCAGCUGCUGGCCCGCAGCAAGCCGAGGCCCCAGUCCUACCAGAGCCCCAGCGGGCUUCUGAUCACCGACUUCCCGCUGGAGGAACGCAUGGCGCCCCCCGUCCCGGCCGGCGGGACGGCGCCCCGGAGCCCGCUGCAGCCAUGCACCCACGGGAAGGCGCGGACGGUCUCCCCGGACCUCAGAGCCGCCUCUCCUCGACUCCGUCGACCAGAGUCGCCCCAGGUCCCCAAAUCGGCGGCGGGCGGCUACCCGAAACCCGCAGCAAAUGGCGUGGCUGCCUCUCCCGCGCCACAGCCGCGCACGUCGAGCGCCCCCGGCCCCGGCCUCGAGCGGAGCCCCGCAGGCUGGAGCGCCCGCGUAGUGCCCUCGCCCACUUCCAAUGGCCAUGUGCCCAAGCACAACUCUCCUGGCUCCGGCUCGCAGUCCAGUCCGCCAGUUAAGGACCCCGACCGGGGGCCCUCGAAACUCUCUCCUGCGCCCCAGAAAAGGUCCUCAGAACAAAAACUCCCUCUCCAAAGGCUGCCCUCCCAGGAGAACGAGCUCCCCGAGAACCCCUCGGUGGUCUUGAGCACAAACAGCCCCGCUGCCCUCAAAGUGGGUAAGCAGCAGAUCAUCCCCAAAAGCUUGGCCUCGGAAAUUAAACUAAGUAAAUCCAACAGUCAGAACGUGGAACCGCAUAAGAGGCUGCUCAAGGUGCGCAGCAUGGUGGAGGGCAUCGGAGCGCCCCUGAGCCACGCGGGGGAGGAGAGCGAGGUGGAGAACGACGUGGACAGCCCGGGCUCUCUGCGGAGGGGCCUGCGGUCCACCUCCUAUCGCAGGGCCGUGGUCAGUGGCUUUGACUUUGACAGCCCUACCAACUCAAAGAAGAAGAACAGAAUGUCCCAGCCUGUUUUGAAAGCAGUGAUGGAAGACAGGGAGAAGUUUUCCAGCCUGGGAAGGAUCAAGAAAAAAAUGCUGAAAGGACAAGGAACAUUUGAUGGGGAAGAAAAUGCGGUCCUGUAUCAGAACUACAAAGAGAAGGCUCUGGACAUUGAUUCUGAUGAAGAGUCGGAGCCCCGAGAACAGAAGUCGGAGGAGAGGCUUGUGAUUCACCAUAAGCCACUGAGGUCCACCUGGAGCCAGCUCUCUGCGGUAAAAAGAAAUGGGUUGUCCCAGACAGUCAGCCAGGAAGAAAGAAAGAGACAAGAGGCCAUCUUUGAAGUCAUAUCCUCCGAACAUUCGUAUUUACUCAGCUUGGAGAUCUUGAUACGAAUGUUUAAAAAUUCAAAAGAACUGAGCGAUACGAUGACGAAGACUGAGAGACACCACCUCUUCUCCAACAUCACGGAUGUGUGUGAGGCCAGCAAAAAAUUCUUUACAGAGUUGGAAGCAAGACAUCAGAAUAACAUCUUUAUCGAUGACAUCAGUGACAUUGUGGAGAAGCACACGGCGUCCACCUUUGACCCCUAUGUGAAGUACUGCACCAAUGAGGUCUACCAGCAGCGGACGCUGCAGAAGCUGCUAGCCACCAACCCCGCCUUCAAGGAAGUACUGUCACGGAUCGAGUCCCAUGAAGACUGUAGGAACCUGCCCAUGAUCUCUUUUCUCAUCCUCCCCAUGCAGAGGGUGACCCGCCUUCCUCUGCUGAUGGAUACCAUCUGCCAGAAAACCCUGAGGGACUCUCCCAAGUACGAGGCCUGCAAGAGGGCCCUGAAGGAAGUGAGCAAGCUGGUUCGACUGUGCAAUGAAGGAGCCCGGAAGAUGGAGAGGACCGAGAUGAUGUACACCAUUAACUCCCAGCUGGAAUUUAAAAUUAAGCCCUUCCCCUUGGUGUCCUCGUCCCGGUGGCUGGUGAAGAGGGGGGAGCUGACGGCCUUCGUGGAGGACACGGUGCUCUUCUCCAGGAGGACCUCCAGGCAGCAGGUCUACUUCUUCCUCUUCAACGACGUGCUCAUCAUCACCAAGAAGAAGAGUGAGGAAAGUUACAACGUCAACGAUUAUUCCUUAAGAGAUCAGCUGUUGGUGGAAUGUUGUGACAAUGAAGACCUCAAUUCCUCUCCAGGGAAGAACAGUUCCACCAUGCUGUAUUCACGACAGAGCUCCGCUAGUCACCUCUUCACCCUGACGGUCCUGAGUAACCACGCAAAUGAGAAAGUGGAAAUGCUGCUGGGAGCCGAGACGCAGAGUGAGCGGGCCCGCUGGAUCACCGCCCUGGGACACAGCAGCGGGAAGCAGCCUCCAGACCGAACCUCACUGACCCAGGUGGAAGUCAUCAGGUCCUUCACAGCCAAGCAGCCAGAUGAGCUUUCCCUGCAGGUGGCCGAUGUGGUCCUCAUCUAUCAGCGCGUGGGUGAUGGCUGGUAUGAGGGGGAACGGCUUCGAGAUGGAGAAAGAGGCUGGUUCCCUAUGGAAUGUGCCAAGGAGAUAACAUGUCAGACGACCAUUGACAAGAACGUGGAGAGGAUGGGCCGUCUGCUGGGACUGGAGACCAACGUGUAG
Marmota flaviventris (yellow-bellied marmot) is the source of this 2556-nucleotide messenger RNA. It is a transcript of the gene Arhgef26, whose product is annotated as Rho guanine nucleotide exchange factor 26. Gene Ontology annotation, biological process: activation of GTPase activity. The record is from RefSeq and is a predicted model, not a curated record. Gene Ontology annotation, molecular function: protein binding; guanyl-nucleotide exchange factor activity. NCBI's taxonomy places the organism in Eukaryota, Metazoa, Chordata, Mammalia, Rodentia, Sciuridae.